Messenger RNA from Ilex paraguariensis (yerba mate), 1465 nucleotides. The record is from the annotation of a GenBank genome assembly. Lineage: Eukaryota; Viridiplantae; Streptophyta; Magnoliopsida; Aquifoliales; Aquifoliaceae.
AAUGCCCACUCAUUAAAGUCACUCCUCUCUUCUGGCUCUCUCUCUCUCUCUCUCCACGAAACCACCCACAACCUCUUCUCUGAUUCCCACAGCAAUGUCCCAAAACUUCCUCUUCUUGUUCAUCACUUUCCUCUUUUUCAAUCUUCUGCCCGUACAUUCAGCCAUCCCUGACCCGGACCCGUUAACUAUCCAGACUUUCUUACCCGCUCCAUCACCUCCAGCAACCAUCCCAGCCUUUCCAGAGCAAUUAGACGUUUCAGGAUGCCCUCUAGACCUCUCCGACGAGCUCUUCCACGGCGUCAAAGCCGCGUGCAGCGUCAAAAAGGGUCGACCAGGACAAUACUAUUCGAGUCAGCUGCAUCGUACCCGGUGCUGCCCCGUUCUUGCAGCCUGGCUCUAUUCAGCCUACUCCAAAACCGCCUUAGAAAGACCGAACAAGACCCCAGAAACGGCGUCGUAUGAAAUGCCUCUCUUGCCUGAUGAUUCCGAGACCUGUGUUGACAGCCUCGAGAAGGCUUUGGAAAACAAAGGGAUAGAAUUGGUGAAGCCCAAUGAGACCUGUGAUGUAGUGUACUGUUAUUGUGGCAUUAGGCUACACCCAUUGAGCUGCCCAGACGCUUUCUAUGUCUCUUCUACAGGGAAAUUGGCCCGUAAAGAGAGUGUUAAGAGGUUAGAGAGUGAUUGUUUGAGUAAUGGUGAAAAUGGGUUUGUGGGUCUUGGUGGGUGUUCCAAGUGCUUGAACAGUCUUUAUCUGCUGAAAGAGGAGAAAUAUAGCAACACCAGCAAAUCAGAUGAGAGGACAACUAAAAUGCACAACAGAGAUUGUGAGCUGAUGGGUCUAACAUGGCUUCUUGCCAAGAACCGAUCUGCCUACAUUCACACGGUUUCUGCAGUCUUGAGAGCUAUCAUGAUGACCACAGACGGUUCUGAUCCUCAGGCAUGCAAUCUCAACAGCGAUGGCAUGCCCCUAGCCGUCGACUCUUCUGAAAUUAACGAUCAAUCUUCAUCAAAUAUUCUGCGAUCAUCGGUCCAUCUCCUUAUCCUAUCUCUCUCAUUGUUAUACGACCCCAUUGUGUGAUCCACCAAUUUUUAGUUAAGAGUGUAGUCAUUGAAAUCUGUAUUGAAAUGUGACUCAAAAUUGUUUGUUUUGAUGGGGACCUCCUCAAACAUGUGCUGAUGGAAGUACUGCUUUGUCUGGGUGAGGCAAAUAUUUUGGUAAGGUCAAUUAUUUGAUGGCAUUAUUUCAAGGCAGCAUAUUGGAGCAUAGUACUCUUCUAGUGCCUCGCUGGAAAAUCUGUGAAAUGUCUACGUCUUGUCAGGCAUCUUUAGCAUUUCUAGCAAGUAAAAGAGAUGAAAAAGAAAAAACAAAGUGGCUUCCAAUCUGGCUGCCAUGGUGGAUAACAUGUUUCUGAUACUUUAUAUGUAGUGGGUCAGGUCAGCAUCGAAGUCUACAAUGUAUUCUUUC